AUGGCUGGCCAAAACGCGCGUUUGAACGUGGUUCCCACCGUUACUAUGCUCGGGGUUAUGAAAGCGCGACUCGUUGGAGCCACAAGAGGUCAUGCCCUCCUCAAGAAGAAGAGUGAUGCGUUAACUGUUCAGUUCAGGGCACUUCUCAAGAAAAUCGUUGAAGCUAAGGAAUCCAUGGGAGACAUGAUGAAGACUUCGUCUUUUGCUCUCACCGAAGUCAAGUACGUUGCUGGUGAGAAUGUCAAACACGUUGUCCUCGAGAACGUUAAAGAAGCUACGCUGAAGGUUCGUUCCAGGACAGAGAACAUCGCCGGUGUGAAGCUUCCCAAGUUUGAUCACUUCUCUGAAGGCGAGACCAAGAAUGACUUAACCGGUUUGGCUAGAGGUGGUCAACAGGUCCAAGCUUGCCGUGUGGCUUAUGUGAAAGCCAUUCAAGUCCUGGUGGAGCUUGCUUCCCUCCAGACCUCGUUCUUGACGCUUGAUGAAGCAAUCAAGACAACCAAUCGCAGGGUCAACGCUCUGGAGAACGUGGUGAAACCAAAGAUUGAGAACACAAUCAGCUACAUCAAAGGAGAGCUUGAUGAGCUCGAGAGAGAGGAUUUCUUCAGGUUGAAGAAGAUUCAGGGAUACAAGAGGAGGGAAACCGAGAGACAGGCAGCUAACGCUAAGGCGUUUGCUGAAGAAAUGGUUCUUGAAGGAAUCUCUAUGCAGAGAGGGAUUUCGAUUAACGCUGCUCGUAAUUUGCUUGUUGGUGGUGCAGAGAAGGAUGCAGACAUUAUUUUCUGA
Molecule: messenger RNA, 786 nt
Organism: Thlaspi arvense
Lineage: Eukaryota; Viridiplantae; Streptophyta; Magnoliopsida; Brassicales; Brassicaceae
Source: the annotation of a GenBank genome assembly